AUGUCACAUUCUGAAGAUAACCUGUCUGAAGAUGAAGAACGUUUUGACGACGCAGACGGAGGCUGGCCCGAGGACGAAGGUGGUGAUGAUCAUUUAGAUCACAAAGGCGAUGAUGAAAAAAAAAGAGACGAGGGAAAUAUGAUCCAAAAGAUUUCUUCUUGCUAG
Molecule: messenger RNA, 165 nt
Organism: Dentiscutata erythropus
Lineage: Eukaryota; Fungi; Glomeromycota; Glomeromycetes; Diversisporales; Gigasporaceae
Source: the annotation of a GenBank genome assembly